Messenger RNA from Acomys russatus (golden spiny mouse), 596 nucleotides. It is a transcript of the gene Ucn, whose product is annotated as urocortin. Gene Ontology annotation, cellular component: extracellular region. The coding region runs from base 93 to 461 and encodes 122 amino acids. The transcript has 2 exons. The record is from RefSeq and is a predicted model, not a curated record. Gene Ontology annotation, molecular function: hormone activity. Lineage: Eukaryota; Metazoa; Chordata; Mammalia; Rodentia; Muridae. Gene Ontology annotation, biological process: negative regulation of feeding behavior.
UCCCCAAGGCGUCUUCAGCCCGUCCCGGGGGACAGAAACUGGAGCACUAUCUUGCACGGGGCAGACACUCCGACAACCUGGCAGGAGGCAUCAUGAGGCAGAGGGGACGCGCUGCGCUCCUGGUUGUGCUGCUGCUCUUGGCACAGCUGCACCCCGGGAGCUGCCAGUGGAACCCAGAGGCUGCGGCAGCGACUGGGGUCCAGGAUCCGAAUCUGCGAUGGAGUCCAGGGGCACGGAAUCAAGGUGGCGGCGCCCGCGCGCUUCUCUUGCUAUUAGCUGAGCGCUUCCCGCGCCGCACCGGAUCCCGUACUGCAAGCGAGCGGCAGCGAAGGGACGACCCUCCGCUGUCCAUCGACCUCACCUUCCACCUGCUGCGGACCCUGCUGGAGCUAGCUCGGACACAGAGCCAGCGCGAACGCGCGGAGCAGAACCGCAUCAUAUUCGACUCGGUGGGCAAGUGAUAGGCACAAAAGCCUUGACCCUUUCCCCUACCUACCCCUGGGCUGGAGCGCGCACGAUCGGAGCUGGCUUAGUCCCGUGGUGCAGCGCCGCCCAGAGUCACCCUGAACACUCUGAGUGGCUAUUUUUUAAUAAAA